GACUGCAACUUACAUUUCUAUGUUUGCCAUAGUGAAGGAUUAAGUAAGGGCUGGGGGAAACAAAGUGUAACAGGGUGGUCCCCAGGAAAGAGGGAGGUUCCAGGUUCCCUGCCCCACCCAAAGGAGGGUGGAGCUGAGCAGGAAGAGAAGAGGAUGUAGAGGAGACUGAGGAAGGAAGGAAGCAGGAUGGAGCCAGAAGGAGACCUGGAGGAGGCACUUGUCUAGAGACACGUGAAGAAACUGCGCUUGUCUUUUGGUCGUGGACUGGGUGACACAGAUGUGGAAAGAUUUCAAGACUGCCUCAUCUCUGAUUCCAAACUGUUAUUGGAGAUUUUGAGGAAAAGCCAUGGACUUAGCUACCACUAUGAAGAAGAUGAAGGAGGAAGCCACGUGCUCCAUCUGCCUACAGCUGAUGACGGCACCGUCAAGCAUCCACUGUGGGCACAGCUUCUGCCGCGGGUGCCUAGAAGGCAUCAUUGAGAAGGAGCAAGAGGAAAGACCAUGGCAGAUGUCGUUCGACUGUCCCCUGUGUCGCACAAAAUUUCAAAAGGACAGUCUUCGCCCCAUGAAGCAGCUAGAAAACCUUAUUGAAACCAUCAAGGAGAUGGAGCGUGAGAGUCUGUGUCAGGAACAUGGGGAGCAGCUCCACCUGUUCUGUGAGGAUGCUGGGCAGCCCAUCUGCUGGUGCUGUGAGCGCUCCCCCCAGCACAGAGAACACAACCAUGUUCUUGUCAGAGACGCCUGUCCCUGCUAUAGGACAAAGAUCCAGGAUGCUUUGACAAAACUAAGGAAACAGGAAGACGAAUGUAAGAGUAUAACGACGACCAUAAGAAGACAAAUAGGUGAAUGGGAGGAGGAGGUGCAGCUUCAGAAAGAGAAAAUCAAGUCUAGCUUUCAGAAUCUCUAUAACUUCCUUUAUGAAGACAGUAAGUGUCUUCUGGCGAGACUGGAGAUGGAAAAAUGUCAGACUCUCAAAAGGCUGCAGGACAGUGAAGCCAGUGUGAACAAGCAGAGCAGAGAACUCAAGAGCCACAUCCUGGAACUAGAGAAGAAAUGUCAGGCCCCAGCCCAUAGUCUGCUGCAGGACGUGAAAGACACCCUGAACAGGAGUUCAGCUAUGAAGCUGGAAGUCCCAGAGGCCGUAUCUUUGGAAAUUCAUACUGACUGCGACAUUUCUGAGCUCUACUGUGUUAUGAGGAAAAUAUUAAAGACCUACCAAGUGGAUGUGACUCUGGAUCCAGAGACAGCUCAUAAUAAUCUCAUUCUGUCUGAGGAUGGGCGAAGAGUGACCCAUGGAGGCUCCCAGAAGAAGUAUUACAAUUCUAGGAGAUUUCUGGCCUUACCCUGUGUCCUGGGCUCUGAGGGCUUCACCUCAGGACGACAUUACUUUGAAGUGGACGUGGGACAGGGAACUGGGUGGGACUUAGGAGUUUGCCUGGAAGAUGUGCCCAGAGACAGGAACGUGAAGCCGGAGCCGGAAUCUGGAUUCUGGGUGAUCAGGUGGAGGAGACCAGAAGGCUGCACUGCCCGUACUGAGCCUUCAGUAUCUCUCUGUAUACAUGAGCAGCCCCGGAUUGUGGGGGUUUUUUUGGACUAUGAGGCUGGACGCGUGUCCUUUUACAACAUGCCGACUGGUUCCCACAUCUUCACCUUCCCAGAGGACUCCUUCUCUGAUACUCUGCGGCCCUUUUUCAGGAUUUAUCGUUCUUCUCCAUUAUUCCUGCCUCCACCAGAUCAGUAAAGAAAUGAGAAACAUUUCCUUGUGGGAACUAUCAUCCUAGAGAAUAUAAUAGAAAUGGAGCUCCCUGGUGGCCUAGGGAUUAAGUCUCAGCACUAUCACUGCUGCAGCCUGAGUUUGAUCCCUGGCUAAGGAGCUACCCACAUGGCGCAGCAGACCUCUCCUGUCUCACCCGCUGCUCCCCUCAGGAGUGUAUUUCAGUAGAUCUGCCUGAUUUGCUCCCCACUGUCUCAGGUAAAUCCUCUCACCCCUCACCCCCACACCUCUGGCCUCCACCCCAGGUUUUCUAUGCAAAAAUAAAAUCUUUUUUUUAAAAAAGAAAUGUGUGAGGACCACAGUUUUAUCUGAUUUUUCACUUCUCUUUCCCUUUAUAACUAAAACAGUGCUGAGCUUUCAGUGUCCUCUCAAUAAAUCUGCAUUGAAUGAAAGAAUAUAAAAACUAAAAAUGAUGUAGAUGAUCACCCUUUCUUGGGGAAAAGUCACCAUAAUACCAGUGAUCAUCCAUCUUCCUUGCCAUCGCGCAAGUGGGUUCAGAGAUCUGAUUUCCAGGAGCCCUUUUCUGAGCAGUAGGGUGGUUGGGAAGGGUUUAUCUGCUGUAUUCUCCAUGAUUCCUAGUUGUCCUACCUGGGAGAGCAAAGGCUUUGGGGAGGCCAGUGUCUCCGUCCACUCGGGGUAGUUCUGCUUCUUGGCUUCUCAGAGAUGGAGAUGGUGAUGAUGAAGAUGAUGAUGUGACAUUUUUUUUAAUUAAAAAUUUAUUUAUUUAUUUAUACAAGUACUGGGUACAGUCAGAAGUGCAGGAGCGUGAGAGAAUUCACCAGAGCCAGUGCAGGGAACAGAGCAGGCAGAAUGAUGAAAUACACUGCUGAGGGGAGAAGUGGGCAUGGCAGGGGAGGUCUGCACGACAUGUGGGACCCUUGCUGGCUGCUGGGGAUGAACCUGUGCUGCAGUGGCUGUGGGCAGAUUCACAGCCCAGCGCUCAACCGCUGUAUCACCAGGGGAGGCCCUGACAUUGUUUUUUAAUCACAUUGAUCAUUUCAUAUACCACAAGAGUCACCAAGCACUGAGCAUACUUUAGCUCAUUCUGUAUCUCUUCCCCCAUUCUUUGUGACACAUAGGAUCUCUCUGGGGCUGAGUGCUCCCAGUUUCUUGAUAUCACGUGAAAUCACAUGUGGGCAUGGGGUGAAGCUGCAGUUGUCUGUCAGUUACAUAAAAGAGCAGGAACAGGGCCUCCCCUGUGGCACAACGGUUGAGCAACAACAAAUGUUGUCAAGGAUAUGGAGAAAAGGAACUAUCCUGCACUGCUGGUGGGAGUGCAAACGGAUCCAACUACUAUGGAGAGCUGUGUGGAGAUUCCUCAUACUAAAGAUAGAGCUUCCAUAUGAUUCAGCAAUUCCACUCCUAGGUAUUUACCCAAAUGACACAGAAACAUUAAUUCCAAAGGGCACCGGCACCCCCAUGUUCAUAGCAGCACUAUUUACAAUAGCUAAGCUAUGGAAACAACCCAAAUGCCCAAAAAUAGAUGACUGGAUCAGAAAGAUGUGGUACAUAUACACCAUGGAAUAUUACUCAGCAAUCAAAAAAGAUAAACAUCCAGUUUGCAGCAACAUGGAUGGAGCUAGAAGGGAUCAUGCUCAGUGAAAUAAGACAGAAAGAAAAAGAAAAGUAACUGAUGGUCUCACUCAUAGCAGGAAUCUAGAAAACCUAAACAAGGGACCGGGAAAAAGACUAAUUAAUACAAAGUAAAAAUCAAAAUCAACAAGCAACUAUAAACCAGAGACACA
This is a messenger RNA of Talpa occidentalis (Iberian mole), 3519 nucleotides long. RefSeq names its product E3 ubiquitin-protein ligase TRIM38-like. Gene Ontology annotation, molecular function: protein binding; zinc ion binding. The coding region runs from base 347 to 1741 and encodes 464 amino acids. Lineage: Eukaryota; Metazoa; Chordata; Mammalia; Eulipotyphla; Talpidae. The record is from RefSeq and is a predicted model, not a curated record. The transcript has 7 exons.